AUGAGGAAUCUUUUCUUUUCCUUUGUUAUACUCAGCGUAAUUAUAGCUGACAUUUUAGGGGACAUUCCAGGAUGUGAUUAUUUCGAUACUGUCGCGCUGUCCAUAAACCAAAGAUUACAAAAUGGAUCCUAUCAAUAUGAGGGUGUUUUGAUUCCAAAAGAAGAAGUCGGAGAGUACGAUUACGAGAUUCUGUUUGAUGGUGAUAAGGAAUCGGUUGCUAUGCAUACAAGGGGAUGCAUCUGCAAAUUUAGGACCUGUAUUCGAUUUUGCUGUCAUCCACAAAAGUUGCUUGUAGAUGGAGAUCGGAGCUGUGAAAACGUUAACAAUACCUUAGAGUAUAGUACGGUCUUGAAUAUAACAUUAAAUAACGGCACACAGAUUGAGAAAAAUGUAAUGGAAUUUAUGGUACAACAACAUCUUCCCGUACCUUGCGCCAAUCAUGAUUACCUUAACAACACGAAUAUAUACCAGAAUUGGACAUUAUUUGAGAAUGCCACUCUGUUACGUCAUCUCGAUGGUCGGGAACUUUCUAAACGGGAUUAUUGUUUUCAGCCUAUGGAUAUGGGCGAUUAUGGGAUUCAACUAAUUCCGCAUCAUUGCCUCGAAACCGAUUUAACCACUUCUUAUAUUCAAAUGGUGUCGAUAUUCUUCAUUAUUUUGAUCAUUAUUGUGUAUAUGAUAUUACCGAAUUUCAAAGGUGUCCAUGGCAAAUGCUGCAAAUGUUAUUUCGUUUGUCUGAUUUUAAGUUUUACACAUAUUAUUAGUGCAAGUUAUGGCUGGGUUGAUACAACUGAUAAUAUGUUGUGCCCACUGAUGGCACAUACUGGUUAUUACUCUAUAAUUGCCACGUUUUUAUGGCUUUUGAUAAUUAACUACAAUUUAUGGAAAACGUUUAAUAACAUUGGCGUUGGACAAAAGUCAAGAUUUUUCCAUUACAAUAUCUUUGUUUGGAGCGCUGCUGCUGUCCUUCUUUUAAUCACAAGUUUGGUUGAUUUCAUAUUCAAAGAGUAUUCAGAAGCUGAGAAUUGGAUACCUGGUUUCGGAACUUAUUUCUGUUGGAUUAACGUAUACAGUUGGUCGGCAAUGAUCUACUAUUAUGGGCCAAUGUCAAUGUUGUUAAUAUUUAACACAACUUUUUUUGUUAAAACCGCAAUGCGCAUAUUUGUCCAGAAUAGAAAAAAUAGACGUCAGUUAAAGAAAUCGGAAGGGCAACGUAAUCUGAGGAAUCUGACGAAUUUCAGCAUGUUUUUCCGUUUGUUUGUCAUCGUGGGCGCUCUCUGGAUUCUUGAAAUCGCAUCUUUUAUAUAUGCACGCAUUUCUACAAACUCAACGGGAAUUCUGUUUGCUGAUAUUAUCACCUCUGGACAGGGUGUCAUAUUAUUUGCAGUAACAAUUUUAAAACGGGACGUCUUGAAAUCUCUAGCAGAUCGAAUUCUAAGGAGAAAAUCACAGAAUGAAGCAUCCAUAUCGUGCUCCAGUCAUCUAGCGACAACUGAAAUUAGUUUAAUGUCAAAAGCUCCGAAAACUUUAACAAAUGAAACGGAAGAGGGAAAGUGUUCAUUAUAUUAAAAGUAAAAAAAUUAGUUGAAUAAUGGAUCAA
Drosophila innubila is the source of this 1600-nucleotide messenger RNA. Its product is annotated as probable G-protein coupled receptor Mth-like 11. The transcript has 7 exons. The record is from RefSeq and is a predicted model, not a curated record. Gene Ontology annotation, molecular function: G protein-coupled receptor activity. Bases 1 to 1569 code for a protein of 522 amino acids. Gene Ontology annotation, cellular component: membrane. Gene Ontology annotation, biological process: cell surface receptor signaling pathway; G protein-coupled receptor signaling pathway. Lineage: Eukaryota; Metazoa; Arthropoda; Insecta; Diptera; Drosophilidae.